Daktulosphaira vitifoliae (grape phylloxera) is the source of this 1095-nucleotide messenger RNA. RefSeq lists its product as uncharacterized. Lineage: Eukaryota; Metazoa; Arthropoda; Insecta; Hemiptera; Phylloxeridae. The record is from RefSeq and is a predicted model, not a curated record. Gene Ontology annotation, biological process: cilium assembly; cilium movement. Bases 1 to 1095 code for a protein of 364 amino acids. The transcript is spliced from 8 exons. Gene Ontology annotation, cellular component: cilium.
AUGGACUGUAAUAAAAUCGCUCAAACUAAUUUGGAAUUUUUUGUGGACAAUGAGUAUCCAAUUACAAAUACAAAUGGUUCAAUAUCGGUGAACAAGGAUGACCUCAUUGCUAAGUUUAAAGUUGGGAAAUUACAAAGGAUAAAAAUAAAAUUGAUUAAUAAAACUUCUAAACCUCAAGUCAUUCAAAUACAACCUAUGUCCAAUAAGAUGUUUAAACUUCCAGAUGAAACUACUGUAUCAAUACUUCCAAACUGUUCGAAGCUUCUUACAAUAAAAUUUGUGUCAGAUUCAAUAACUGAGUAUAAAGACUUCUUAAAAUUGAAAAAUCCUACAGGUAAUGGGAAUAUGGCAUUGGAAGUAUGUGCGGUGCCUGAAUUAAACUUUCAUUUACCCAACGUCAUUGAUUAUGGAAAUGUACAUAUAGGAAUGACAGUUUCCAAAAAGUUAGUAUUGUAUCCUCGAAUAAAAAAAUACCGAUUUCGUACAUUGGUUCCUGUUCAAAAAGAAGGGUUGAUUAUAGAACCAACUAGUGGUGAAGUGGAACAAAAUAUUCCAAUUGUAAUCACUGUGACAUAUACAGCUUGUUCAUAUGUUACUCUAUCUGCUGAUCUCAUACUCUAUUUUUCGGAUAUGUUUGCUACUCAUCACAAAAUCACAAUUAAUGCCGUGACAAAACCAACCCACUGUUUUAGUGAGUCUGAAAGUCUAUAUCGGGAUGAAUACUUAGAACAACUAGAUAAAUUUAUGUGUUCUGCUAAAUAUUUUGGUGACAAAUCAAUAAAAAAUACACAGCAACAAUUUAUCACAGAAUCUCCACCGCAACACUAUGAUGACUGGAAUGAAAAAAUAUUGAAAAAAUUAAACAGCCAUAUGGAUAACUGUUUUAAAAACCAAGAGCCGAUCAAAUUAAAAGAGCGAAGUGUUCGAAUGAAUCAUAUAGAAAUUUGUCAUUUUGAGUUCAAUCCAAUGACAGAUGGAAAUUGGUGGAGGAAAUUUCAGGCAUAUGACAAAUUUGUGAAAAUCAGUAGAAAAGUAAUUAUUAAAAUUCGUUUGGAAAAAAGACUGAAACUCCUUAAGUCUAUUACACCAAACUAA